UGUUAUAAGUUCUAGUAAAUAUGUCGAGGAAAAGAACGGGGAAAUUUUGUGUUGCCGCGGGUUGUACUGCAACGCACAAAGAUAUUGUGUCAUUGCACGAAUUCCCUAAGGACGGUCGGCCUGAUAUUCGGCGACAAUGGAUAAAUUUUGUAAAAACAAAGCGAAAGGACUUUACUAAUCCCUCGGCGCAUUCUGUAUUGUGUGAAAAACAUUUCACCCCGGACUGUUACCCCGUCAAAUACUCUAUUAAGAAGACCAUGGGUAUUGUUGUGAAAAAGAAGUCACUCUUACCUGACGCUGUACCGACAAUUCAUUUGGUUGGGAAUGUGGAAAAAUUCACAGGGUGCAAAAGAUCUGCAUUCCAGUCAUCAGACAGUUUAGUGCGUCCUUCGCAACCAAAAAAAAUGCGAUCAGCAUAUCGUAAAAGGGAAUGCACAAGGGUUGUGGAAUCACAUCAUCAACCUGUCGACGAUAUUUCACCGUCUGUGGUGAAGUUUACAGAUGUAGACACAUGUGAUAAUUCAUUGAAUGAUACGUGUACCGAAGUAGUGUUACGAAGUGUUGGUAUUCAAUUUUCUGGCAAAAGUGUGCAGAAAAGAUCGAAGAUAUGCCAAACAAAGCUGAAAACAGCAGACAAAGUGAUUCAAUUUGAAAUAAGGAAAGGGCCGAAAAUGACAUCAUUGGGAGUACAGUGCAACAGAGACAUUGAAGAGGGUCAUAUAAGAAUAAAGAAAUAUGAGUUGGUAAAGGGAAAGUCUUCACAACUGGGGGAUGAUAUUCACCAAGUACCCAUGUGUGAUCAUGAACCAACUCGUUUCUUUGAACCAUCUUCAGAGACAGAUCCCGACUUCAAUCCAAAUUCUGAAGAUGACUGCAUAUCAGAUAUAUCCUCUAUAAACGAAAGGCAGGUUUUAUACACGAUAAAUUUUUGACAGUGAAUGGCUAUG
This is a messenger RNA of Ostrea edulis (European flat oyster), 947 nucleotides long. RefSeq lists its product as uncharacterized. Lineage: Eukaryota; Metazoa; Mollusca; Bivalvia; Ostreida; Ostreidae. Bases 21 to 932 code for a protein of 303 amino acids. Gene Ontology annotation, molecular function: sequence-specific DNA binding. The transcript has 4 exons. The record is from RefSeq and is a predicted model, not a curated record.